AUGUCUCUUUUGUGUUGUGAAUCCGAGUGCGAGUGUAGGACAUAUCCGGAUGAAGUAUUAUUAAGUGAUGAUAGAGUACUUCAUAACAUGUUAAAAAUAGAAGAAAGGUAUUGUCCGAACAGUUCUUAUUUCGAUUGCAUACAAGAGGAAAUAACUCCAGCAAUGAGAAAGACUGUUGCUGAAUGGAUGCUGGAGGUUUGCGAAGCGGAAAAAUGCGAACAAGAUGUUUUCCCAUUAGCUAUGAAUUAUUUAGAUCGUUUUCUAUCAAUCUGCCAAAUAAAAAAAUCACAACUACAAUUAUUAGGUUCGACGUGUCUUUUACUAUCGAGUAAAAUCAGGGCUACCAAACCCCUACAUCCGGCUCAUUUAGUUUAUUAUACAGAUAAUAGCAUCACGAGGGAAGACCUUUGGAUGUGGGAAUUGUUGGUGUUAACAAAUUUAAAAUGGGAUAUAUCUUCGGUAACGGCUCAGGAUUUUAUUAAUCACAUACUUAGGAAAAUACCAGUCGACCAAACCACUUGCAAUUGUCAAAUGUUAAUAAGACACACACAAACGUUCAUCGCUUUAUGUGCAACAGACUUUAAAUUUUCCAUAUAUACUCCGAGUAUCAUUGCAUCGGCUAGUAUUGCAGCAUCCCUUCAGGGUUUGGAUUGGACUAAUAAAAAUAAUUGUUCCUUAUCAGAACUCCUAAAUAGAAUCCAUAGAAUAACCGGAAUCGAAAGGGAGUACCUGCAAAGUUGUAUAGACCAAAUAGAAGAAACAGUUAGAGAAGCGAUGGCACACAGAGGUUCGGGAAACGAUCUUCCGGAGAAUCCCCAAGUGAACAAAAGUCGUAAUUCAAAUUCAAAUCAUUUUUCCUCCGAUAAAUUAGCCGACUACAGCAAAGCGGAAACGCCUACCGAUGUCAGGGACGUUCAUUUUUAA
This is a messenger RNA of Pediculus humanus corporis (human body louse), 924 nucleotides long. RefSeq names its product G1/S-specific cyclin-D2, putative. Gene Ontology annotation, molecular function: cyclin-dependent protein serine/threonine kinase regulator activity. Gene Ontology annotation, cellular component: nucleus; cyclin-dependent protein kinase holoenzyme complex; cytoplasm. Gene Ontology annotation, biological process: mitotic cell cycle phase transition; regulation of cyclin-dependent protein serine/threonine kinase activity; positive regulation of G1/S transition of mitotic cell cycle. The record is from RefSeq and is a predicted model, not a curated record. The coding region runs from base 1 to 924 and encodes 307 amino acids. The transcript has 5 exons. NCBI's taxonomy places the organism in Eukaryota, Metazoa, Arthropoda, Insecta, Psocodea, Pediculidae.